Messenger RNA from Rotaria socialis, 2238 nucleotides. The record is from the annotation of a GenBank genome assembly. NCBI's taxonomy places the organism in Eukaryota, Metazoa, Rotifera, Eurotatoria, Philodinida, Philodinidae.
AUGAGUUCAAAUAAACUAUUGUAUAUAGGAUCAGUUGUAGCUAUUUCAAUUAUUUUAUUUAUUGGUGGACUUCUCAUCGGUCGUUUUGCUAUCCCAAGAGCGUCAAAUAGUAUUUCUACAGAUAAUUUGGCAAUAGUGAAUAAACAAAUAGAAGAAGAACGACUGAUCAUAUGGAAUGAUUUAAAACAACGAUUUCUAAAUCUUGUUAAUGCACAAGAAAUAGAAAAAAAUCUUCAAAAUUUGACUCGACGAACUCAUCUCGCUGGAACAGAUGAUGAUCGAAAUGAAGCUGAAUCUAUUGCUAGAUUAUGGCGUGAACAUGGUUUAGAUGUUACUAUUCAUCCCUAUGAUGUUUUACUAUCCUAUCCAAGUCCUAUUCAGCCGAAUAUUGUAUCAAUUCUUGAUCAAAAUCACCUACCAAUAUUUCAAUCGCAAGGCCGUGAAACGAUGUUCGAUGAAGACGAUAAAUCAUUGCCAUUUGACAAUAUAGUUCGACCAUUUCUUGCAUAUACACCUAAUGGAACUGUACAAAGCCAAAAAUUAUUCUAUGUAAAUUAUUGUACUACGGAUGAUUUUCAAUUUAUAGAAACAGUUAUUGAUAAAAAUGAAUUAAUUGGAGCUAUUGUUAUAUGUCGAUAUGGAAAAAUUUUUCGUGGAAAUAAAAUUGGUAAUGCUGAAAAAUACGGUAUCGUUGGAGUCAUUUUAUACAGUGAUCCACUGAACUAUGCUCCGAAUUCAACUCUAGUUGGCUCAGCCUAUCCAAAUUCUAUUUAUAUGCCCGAUAUGGGGCACCAAAGAGGUUCGGCAUUACUUCUAUCAGGAGAUCCACUCACAAAACACUAUCCUGCUAAAGACUACAUGUUUAGAGAUUCAAUAGAUAAUAAUCCAUGGUUGCCAAAAAUUGUUGCUCAACAGAUUGGUUAUAGAGAAGCAAGAGAAAUAUUAAUUCGAAUGACAGGAACACCAGUUCUGUCGAAUUGGAUCGGUGGAUUGAAUCAAGUGAAAUAUGUUUAUGGCGGCUUAUUAUUAAAUGACCAAUCAAUACAAAUAUCAUCACACAAUACCUUAGAAGUUCGACGAGUACAUAAUGUCAUUGGAACAAUUACUGGUCAUAGUGAACCAGAUCGUUAUGUACUUAUUGGAGCUCAUUUCGAUGCGUGGAAUUUCGGAGCUUUAGACGAUGGUUCUGGUAUAGCUGUGAAUCAUGAAUUAGUACGUGUAUUCAGAACUUUAGUAAAAUCAAAUUGGAAACCAAGACGAAGUUUAAUGUUUUGUGCAUGGGCUGCAGAAGAAUAUGGUAUUGUUGGUUCAGUUGAAUUCGUUGAAGAAUAUGCCAAAAUAUUGGGUUCACGCGUUGUAUCCUAUCUUAAUAUGGAUGUCAUUGUCGAAGGUAGUCAAGUAAUGUUUAUGGAAAUGUCUCCUCUGCUAUAUGAUUUUGCCAUUGAUAUAUCAAAACAAAUAAAAGCACCGUAUGUUAAUGAAACAAUCUAUGAACAAUGGGUACGUAUCAAUAAUGGUGAUCAUAAUGUUGGACAAUCGUUUUUCACAUUGGGAUUGAGCGCUAUUUCGGACUUCGCUGGUUUCAAUCAAAUUGCUGGAAGUUCAAAUUUUGCCUUAAUUUAUAAAAAUUAUACUAAUGUGAAAGGUGUUGCUAGUUAUCCAUUAUAUCAUACUCAAUAUGAAACUUUUCGAUUAGUUAAAAAAUUUAUUGAUCAUGAAUUUCAAGCUCAUCAAGCGAUCGCUCAAACCAUUGGUUUAUUAGCAUUAACGCUGACUGAUAUUGAUUUACUGCCCUUUAAUCCUACAAGAUAUCAUCAAGCACUUGUCAAUUUACUUGAUUUAACAAUAUCUGUUGCUCCUAAAUCAAUUAAUUUCACAUCACUGCAGAUUGCAAUCGAUCAAUUUAAAAGUGUUGCUGACCAAUUCAAUCAACGAAUUCAAACAACACUUGAUAAAUCAAAUCCACUACAACUUCGAAUAGUCAAUGAUCAAUUGAUGCAACUCGAACGAGCAUUUCAAAAUCCCUUAGGUAAUUCUAUUCAACAAGCUGAUCUGAAACACACAAUAUAUGCUCCUAGUCGAACAAAUCGGUAUAAUGCUCUUGGUUUUCCAAGUAUAACUGAUGCUAUCGAAGAUCGUAAUAUGACUAAUGUUCAACAGCAGAUUUCAAUUGUUACAUAUUUUAUUCGUUCAGCAAUAAGUGUACUUCACCAGCCAAGUACAAUACAAACAGUAUGA